AUGUCAGUCCGACAUAACUUAUCAACGGUUCGUAAAACCUGGUCUCUUAUCGUAAGACGGUGGUAUGCGGUGGAAGUGAAACCAGCAGAACAACCGUCAACUUCGGAGAAAAAUGCAUCAUUCAUUCUGAAAAAGAUUGAUUUGGUGCCGGAACGGUUACACCGUCAUUUGUUUGGUAGUUGUCCUAUUCCAGAGAAUACUGUGAAAGAUGAUCCAUUUGAAAUGCUCGAUUUGCCACAUCUGGAAGGUUCAAAUCUACUAGAUCAUUUUCAAAACACUGCUACCAAGCAGUUUGAACCAUAUCGUCGCCUUCUGGUUGAAGCAACUACUAUUCAAAAAUUACCUGCUAUGCCAGAGAAAUGGAUUUUUCAACCUGGUUGGACAAGAUAUGCAAUAAACCAGCCACCAAAACAAGUCGAUCAGCCACUUGAAGACUUGAUAUUUUUUGAUGUUGAGGUAUGUGUUCGCGAUGGAUUAUUACCGACUCUUGCUACCGCUGUCACGCCAAAGGCAUGGUAUUCCUGGUGCAGUGGUCGAUUGGUGAACGGUGUAGAUAUACCUGAGCUAUAUCGCUUGAAUCAUUUGAUUGCAUUUGAAGCAGAUGAAAAAGACUUGAAACAUCGUUUGAUUAUUGGGCACAAUGUAGCUUUUGAUCGGUCUAGAGUGAGAGAGCAGUACUAUAGAAAGGGAACGAAUACACGAUUUUGGGAUACGAUGUCAAUGGCAAUACCUAUAUACGGAAUGGCAGAUCAUCAAGUAGCUCUGUAUGAGAAGAAAGAUACAGAAGUGGACGAUUCUGGACCAAUCGGAUGGGUUGAUUAUUGGCGAUCACUUGUAUGCAAAAACUCAUUAAGUGCAUUGCAUGAAAAACUGUGCGGUAGCACUUCGUUGAAAUCAUUGAACAAAUCACUCCAAAUAUUUUUCGUGAAAGAACCCAUCGACGAAAUACGUCGGUCAUUUCAGGAUCUUACUACAUAUUGUGCUCACGAUGUUGUAGCUUGUUUCGAACUAUACCAGGUUUUGUAUCCUGAAUUCAUAAAAAGAUUUCCGCAUCCGGUAACAUGGCAAGGGAUGCUUGAAAUUGGCAAUGUUUAUCUGCCUGUUACGAAGAAUUGGCGGAAAUUUUUUGAUAAUAAUGAAACUCGUGCAAAUAAUGAAAACAGAACCGCUGCAAUCGGGGUAGUAUAUGCGGCACGGGAACUAGUAGAAAAAUUGGAAAAGCCGAUUCAAUCAUACAAAUAUGAUCCAUGGAUGUGGUCUGUGGAUUGGAGCAAUCGUAAGGGAGAGAACUUUCCUGUGUGGUAUGAAUCGUUACUACGCACUAGGAAUCUUGUUAACACCCCCAUCGAAGAGUUAUCCCAAGCAGAUGUGAAAUUGAAAAGCCGUGUUGUACCACGAUUAUUUGGACUUUGUUGGGGACCAUAUCCUUUGCACUACAAGACUGAUAAGGGUUGGGGAUUUUUGGUCCCAAAAGAUUCUCGUAUUGCCUUAUCAGAUGUGCCAGAAUUAGACGAAGUUAUCUUAAGGCGAGGUGUAAAAGCUACAAUUCCUGUGAAGGCAAUUCUAAACGUAAUACAGCAAAACAUAGCUGAAGGUGCGGGAAAUGCUGUGCUGGCACAUUCCCACUCAUCAAUUAGCAUCUUUAAUUUUCACAAAUUGCCACAUCCUAAUGGUGAACAUGACAAUGUCGGUGAUCCAAUUUCAAAAGCUUUUCAAUUGGAAAUCGAGGAAGGUGUUUUGUGGCCUGCGCGCUACAAAAAAGAGUUUUCAGAUUUAUAUCGAGCAAGAAAUACCACACGAUUUUGGAACAAUUACAGGGAUCGAUUCCAAGAGCAGGUAACGGUCUGGUUUGAUGAAAAUGGUGAUGAGGGAGCUAUCGCACCAUCGAUCAUUCCAGCUGGUACAGUAACAAGACGAGCUGUUCAUAAACUUUGGCUAACAGCUAUUAAUCCAAAGGAUGAUCAAAUGAUUGGUACUAGCUUAAAGUCAAUGGUAGAAUGUCCUGAAGAUUGGCAUAUUGUUGGUGCGGAUGUUGACUCACAGGAACAAUGGAUAGCAGCGAUGUUAGGUGAUUGUUGUGUGGGGAAAGGUACAGCCGGUUCAACUCCUUUCAGUAAUAUGCUUUUGGCAGGUCGUAAGAUUGAUCACAGUGAUUUGCAUAGUGUUGUUGCGAAGGAAGUUGGCAUCAACAGGGAUAAAGCAAAGGUAUUGAAUUAUGCACGGCUUUAUGGUUCUGGUGUGGUACAUGCAGCUGAAUUUCUGAUGCAGUCAGGGAUGAAUGCGGAGAAAGCAUUAAGCGUAAGCAACAAGUUGUUCACUACAACAAAAGGCAAACGAUUCAAUUUUUUGAAACUGAACAAGAAUUACAAUGAUUAUUUUCGUUGGUACAUCGAUAAUGUGUGCACUUCAAGGAUGAAGGCAUGCUAUGUGUAUGCGAAUGGCAGUUAUUUCUUACCAGAAUAUCGCAUUCAGCAAGGGAAACUGACGCUAAACUUUGAAGACUGGCUUUAUGAAAGUGUUUGGAGUAAACUGCGUGAAAAGGGGCAGGAUGCGAUCGAUUUCAACAAAGAGUGGCUAAUUAAACAAAUUUAUGAUGGAUGCAAUGAAUAUCAGCUUUAUGCUGGAGGAUUUGAAUCUGAUACGUUCAAUUAUUUGGAACUAACGCUGAAUGAUUCUAAGCCGCGUACUCCGGUAUUGGAUUGCCAGCUUGGUUACUGCUUGACUCCAUUACCAAAGGAUAUCAGAGAUCAUGAAUAUUUCUUAAAAAAAUAUCGACGUUCAAUCAUAAAUUGGGUGGUACAGUCAAGUGCUGUUGAUUUUCUCCACCUGCUUAUUGUAUGCAUGAAAUGGCUUUGUGAAAUUUAUCAUAUUGACGCUCGGUUUGCUCUUUCAAUUCACGACGAGAUUAGAUAUAUUGUGCCAGCAGAAGACCGUUAUCGAUGUGCACUAGCGUUGUCAUUAAGUAAUAUGUAUGUGCGUGCUAUGAUUUCUCAAAAAUUGGGCAUCAGAGAGCUGCCAAUGUCGGUUGCAUUCUUUAGUCAGGUUGAUAUUGACCGCGUGCUUCGAAAAGAAGUCAAUUUAGUAUGUACGACGCCAAGUGGCGAAUGCAUUCCACCAGGGGAAGCAUUGGACAUGAGCGCUAUUUUGAUGAAAACUGGUGGUACGUUGAAGAAAGUUGCAGUGGCGGAAUAUCAAUAUAAGGGAAAGCAUUCCAGAAAACAAUGA
Messenger RNA from Cercopithifilaria johnstoni, 3225 nucleotides. NCBI's taxonomy places the organism in Eukaryota, Metazoa, Nematoda, Chromadorea, Rhabditida, Onchocercidae. The record is from the annotation of a GenBank genome assembly.